This is a messenger RNA of Geodia barretti, 992 nucleotides long. NCBI's taxonomy places the organism in Eukaryota, Metazoa, Porifera, Demospongiae, Tetractinellida, Geodiidae. The record is from the annotation of a GenBank genome assembly.
ACUACCUUUUUUUAGUCUGUGCAGGCCAACUGGACAUCACAGGCCACGAGGAGCCGCUGAUCAUCGGAGUAUCCCGGGACAUUGUUUGCUCGUGGAACGGAGAUGCUAAUGUUACGAAGAUGGAGUGGUUUCUUGUCGGGCUCGGAACAAGCGACGCAAUUGAGACAGUGAUGGGCGACAAUUCCAUUGUGCUCACCCUCAAUCCUGGCAAUAUGGGACUGGAUGGGACCGCGUACACCUGCCGAGCAACUCUGUCGGACGGGCAGAGGGCCGAAGAAAGCAUUAUUCUAAGUGUUAAAGCGCUCGAGAACAUAGUGAGCAUUGCAGCUAUAUCAAGCCUAGCCAUUGCUGGAGAGUCUUUCAUCCUUGUGUGCAAUGUGUCGUCUGAAAGAGAAGCCAACUUGAGUUGGGUCGAUCCAAACGGAGUGGAGAGGAGAGAUGAUCCGGACACUACCGUCUCCUACAGUGGCUGGAAUGGAGGAAUGAGUACACUCGUACUGACAAUUCACUCCAUUAGAACCUCAGAGAGCGGUGUGUACAAGUGCAUAUCGGACAUUGCGGUCCCUCCUUCAAAAAGUGAAGCUUCUUUUGUAGUCCAAGUUCAAAAACUCAUUCCAGAAGUGGAUUCCUACGUGGCAAUUAACUCUCAAUGGAGGGGUCACUCGUCACUCACUGAUAGUGAGAGGAGGGUCAUAGUGUCUGAACUGGAGGGAUUACACCUUAAGUACAAUACAUCUGUGACAUUUAACACACUGAAAUCCACGGACAGUGGCUCCUAUACUUGUUCAGCCACUGUUGGCCCUCAGGAACGAAACAACCACCUGAUAUCAAGCAGUCGCACCGCAGAGACAAUCAGCAUUUCAGUUGCCCUGAAAGUAACCAUUGAUGUGACCUACAACCCUCCAUCUGAUUUCAAUCUGCCCAGUCCACCAUACUAUCGACCUGCCACAUCACUAACUCUCACCUGUCGUGCUCACCAUCCCACUGGAUGA